Pteronotus mesoamericanus is the source of this 4530-nucleotide messenger RNA. It is a transcript of the gene NAIP, whose product is annotated as NLR family apoptosis inhibitory protein. Gene Ontology annotation, molecular function: cysteine-type endopeptidase inhibitor activity involved in apoptotic process; ATP hydrolysis activity; ATP binding. Gene Ontology annotation, biological process: defense response to bacterium; inflammatory response; pyroptotic inflammatory response. The record is from RefSeq and is a predicted model, not a curated record. Gene Ontology annotation, cellular component: IPAF inflammasome complex. Bases 20 to 4234 code for a protein of 1404 amino acids. Lineage: Eukaryota; Metazoa; Chordata; Mammalia; Chiroptera; Mormoopidae. The transcript is spliced from 15 exons.
CUGGGUAAACCUCUCGGAGAUGGCCACUCAGGAGGAGGCCACUGGAGAGAGGGUUCCCCAGCAUGAUGUUGCUUCUCUCAUGGAUUUGUCUGUUCUUCUGGGCAUCGAUGCUUUUCAAUUGGAAAAGGAAAUCAUAAAAGAGGAGCAGAAAGAACGAGACAAAAUGCAGAAAGGCUUUAACUCAGGCAUGCGCAGUGAAGCAAAAAGAUUAAAGACUUUUGUGACCUACAACACCUACAGCUCAUGGACACCACAGGAGAUGGCAGCUGCUGGGUUCUAUUUCACUGGCGUAAAAUCUGGGGUGCAGUGCUUCUGCUGCAGCCUAGUCCUGUUCCAUACCAGCCUCCAGAGACUCCCCGUAGAAGAACACAAGAAGUUCCAUCCAGAUUGUGAGUUCCUUUUGGGCAAAGAUGUUGGUAACAUUGCCAAGUAUGACAUAAGAGUUAAGAACCCAGAGAACAAGCUGAGAGGAGACAAAGCAAAGUACCAAGAAGAGAAGGCCAGACUGGAAUCCUUCAAAGAUUGGCCAUUUUAUGCCCAGGGGACAUCCCCAAGGGAGCUCUCAGCGGCUGGUUUUGUCUUUACAGGGAAACGGGACACUGUGCAGUGUUUUUCCUGUGGUGGAUGUUUAGGAAAUUGGGAGGAUGGAGAUGACCCUUGGAAGGAACAUGCCAAAUGGUACCCUAGAUGUGAAUUUCUUCAAAGUAAGAAAUCCUCAGAGGAAAUUGCCCAGUAUAUUCAAAGCUACAAGGGAUUCGUUGGUGUCACGGGAGAACAUUUUGUGAAUUCCUGGGUCAAGAGAGACUUACCUAUGGCAUCAGCUUAUUGCAAUGACAGCAUCUUUGCUAAUGAAGAACUACGACUGGACACUUUUAAGAACUGGCCCCCUGAAUCUCCUGUGGGAGCUGCAGCUCUGGCCAAAGCAGGUCUCUUCUACAUAGGUAAAGAGGACAUCGUCCAGUGUUUCUCCUGCAGAGGAUGUAUACAAAACUGGGUGGAAGGUGAUGACCCAUUAAAAGACCACACCAGAUAUUUUCCCAAUUGUCAGUUUCUCCAAAACAUGAAGGCCUCUGCAGAAGUGACCCCGGACCUUCGCAGGCACAAUGAACUUGCUGAAUUAACGGAAACCACAAGUGAAAGCAAUCUUGAAGAUUCAGCAGCAGUUAGUUCUACAGUGCCAGAGAUGGCCCCGAGUGAAGCCCAGUGGUUUCUGGAGGCAAAGAGUCUGAACCAGCAACUGAGAGAAACCUACAUCAGUGCCAGUUUCCGCCAUAUGUGUUUGCUUGAGGUCCCUUCCCUUGUAGCCACAGACAAUUUGCUGAGUUGUGACCUGUCCCUCGCUUCAAAACAUAUCAGCAGCCCUGUGCAGCAGCCUGUGCUAUUGUCUGAUGUCUUUACCAACUUGAACUCCGUUGUGUGUGUGGAGGGUGAGGCUGGUAGUGGAAAGACAGUCCUCCUGAAGAAAAUAGCUCUUCUGUGGGCGUCAGGAUGCUGCCCCUUGUUAAACAGUUUCCAGCUGGUCUUCUACCUCUCCCUUAGCUCCACCAGACUGGACCAGGGGCUGGCCAACAUCAUUUGUGACCAACUCCUGGAGACGGAAGGAUCUGUUACUGAAAUGGUCCUGAGGAAUAUCAUCCAGCAGUUAAAGAACCAGGUAUUAUUCCUCUUGGAUGACUACAAAGAAAUGUGCUUGGUCCCUCAAGUCAUAAAAAACCUGAUUGAAAAAAAUCACUCAUCAAGGACCUGUGUAUUGAUUGCUGCCCAUACAAACAGGGUCAGAGGCAUCCGCCGAUACCUAGAUAUGAUUCUAGAGAUCAAAACGUUUCCCUUCUAUAAUGCUAUCUACAUAUUACGGAGUUUCUUUUCUCAUGAUAUGGCCCAUCUGCGGAAGUUUAUGAUUUACUUUGGAAAAAAUGUAAAUUUGCGGGGAAUUCAGAAAACUCCUCUUUUUGUAGCAGCAGUCUGUGCUAAUUGGCUUCAGUAUUCUUUUAACCAGUCCUUGGAUGAUUUUGCUGUUUUCAAGUCCUAUAUGGAAUGUCUUUUCUUAAAGCACAAAACUUCAGCUGAACUUCUCAAAGCAACUGUGUCCUCCUGUGGUGAACUAGCCUUGAAAGGGUUUUUUUCAUCUUGCUUUGAGUUUAGUGAUGAUGACCUUAGAGAAGCAGGGAUUGAUGAAGAUGAAGAUCUAACCCUGUACCUGAUGAGUAAAUUCACUGCCCAGAGACUGAGACCAGUCUAUCAGUUUUUAGAUCCUGCAUUCCAAGAAUUUCUUGCUGGGGAGAGACUGAUUGUACUCCUGGAUUCAGACAGGCCAGAAGAUCUAGAUUUGGGACUUUAUUAUUUGAAACAAAUCAACUUAUCCAUGGUGAUUAAAAAUUACUGUAUUGGCUUUUUGAGGUAUAUUUUCUGCUACCCUUCAACAAAGGCAGGGCCAAAAAUUGUAUCUCAUUUACUUCAUUUGUUGGAUAAUAAGGAGUCAUUGGAGAAUAUAUCUGAAAAAGAUGACAAUCUAAAGCACCAUUCAGACUUUUUGGAGCUAAUGACAUUAAUAAGGAUGUCACAGGUAUUAUCUCCACAAUGUUACUUUUCACUGGUUUCAAACCAUUUACUGUCUCUUGCCAUAAAAAUUGCUUAUCAAAGCAACACUGUAGCUGCAUGUUCUCCAUUUAUUUUGCAAUUCCUUCAAGGGAAGACCCUGAAUUUGGAUGUGCUUAACUUACAGUAUUUUUUUGACCAUCCCGAAAGCCUGUUACUGUUGAGGAGCAUCAAAGUCUCUCUAAGAGGAAAAAUGAAUAUCGGGACACCCAUACCAGAGAGUUCAGUCCUGGAAAGAUGCUGGGACAAAGCACAGGUGCCAACUAUACAUCAGGACUGUGCUUCUGCCUUUGAACCAAUGAAGGAAUGGGAGCGGAGUUUAGCUGAAAAGGAGGAAAACAUAAUGAGAUUUCAGAAUAUGAAACUCAAUGCACCACCAAAUAUCAGCAAUGGCUAUUGGAAACUUUCUCCAAAACGGUACAAGAUUCCCCUUCUGGAAGUCCACGUAACUGGCAUGGAUGGUGUGGAUCAACAUAUGCUCAGGGUUCUGAUGUCAGUUUUCUCAGCUUCACAGCACAUUGAGCUUUAUUUAAACCAGAGCAGGGGCUUUGUUGAAAGCCUUCGCCCAGCUCUUGAGCAGUACAAGGCUUCUUUCACCAAGUGCUCCAUAAGCAAAUCUGAGCUGAAUGAAGUAGAACAGGAAUUGCUUCUCAACCUGUCUUCCCUGCAAUCUCUUGAAGUCUCAGAAACAACCCAGGUACAAGAUCAACUCUUUCCUAAUUUGGACAAGUUCCUGUGCCUGAAAGAAUUGUCUGUGAAUGUAGAUAAAGAAAAUGUUUUUUCAGUCAUUCCUGAAGAAUUCAUAAAUCUCCACUAUAUCGAGAAAUUAUUGAUCCAUAUUUCAGUUGAGCGCGGUCCUUCCAAACUAGUUAAAUUGAUUCAGAAUUCUCCAAACCUUCAUGUUUUUCAUCUGCAAUGUAAUAGCUUUUCAGAUUUUGAGUCUCUCAUGAUUGUACUUGCUUCCUGUAAGAAACUCGAAGAAAUUAAACUUUCUGGAGUAUUUUUUAAUGCCAUCCCAUUUGUCACCGUUUUGCCCAAUUUUAUUUCUCUGAAGAUAUUAAAUCUCCAAAACCAACAAUUCCCUGAUAAGGAAACAUCUGAAAAAUUUGCCUACACUUUAGGGUCUCUUAAUAACCUGGAAGAACUGAUCCUUCCUACUGGAGAUGGGAUUUAUCAAGUGGCCAAACUGAUCAUCCAGCAAUGUCAGUAUCUUCCAUGUCUCCGAGUUCUCUUAUUUUUCAAGACUUUAAAUGAUGACAGUAUAAUGGAAAUUGCCAAAGGAGCCCUCAGUGGAGGUUUCCAGAAACUUCAGAACUUAGAUCUUUCAUUGAAUCACAAUAUUACAGAGGAAGGAUACAGAAAUUUCUUUCAAGCAUUGGACAACUUGCCAAAGUUACAAGAGUUGAAUAUUUCCAGGCAUUUCACCAACUGUAUCAGAGCUCAGGCCACAACAGUGAAGUCUUUGAGUCAAUGUAUGUCACGGCUGCCGGGCCUUACCAGACUUAACAUGUUAAGUUGGCUCCUGGAUACAGAAGACAUCGCGCUGCUUACUUCUGCGAAAGAAAAACAUCCUCAAUCUAAAUACUUAACUAUUCACUGGAAAUGGAUAUUGCCAUUCUCUCCAAUCAUUGAGAAAUAGAAAUUUAGUUAAAAACUACUGAAUCAAGAAAAUAUUGGUCAAAAAUUCUAAAAACCUAAUUAUCCAAAAAUAUUUAUUAAAUACUGCAUACAAAAUAAUGUGUAUAAAAUAUGUAAAGACAUGUAUAAAAUAACAACAACCCUGCCCACACAUGAUUGAGCUUAAGAGACAGAUUUAAAGAAAAAAAAGAGAUUAUCACCAGUACCUUUGAAGUCUCUGAAUGGCACUGCCAACUAAAGUUGAUGUACCUACAUCAACAUCAGGUUUUCAGGCUAAUUACGGUAAAGAACAACAAA